AUGUCGCCGAUUUCUCAUCUUUUAAUCCUUUUCUUCGUCGUCGUCUUCUUCUUCUUCUCUCCUCUCACCGUCGCAGUCGCCGAUCAAAGCAAUGCCAAUAAUCUGAAACAAGAAAGCGAUGCCAAUAAUGAAGAACAAGAAUUCGUGAGGCUGGAUCUGAUACACCGCCACCAUCCGGACGUGGUUAAAAGGCUUGAUGACGAAAUUAAGGUGGAUAGUGCCGAGGAUCGCAUCAAGGAUAUUCGCCAUCACGAUCAAAACCGCCUCCGAUCCAUCUCCGCCAAGCUGAAUUGGACCAAAGUUGUGGAGAAUGCGGAGGAGAAGGAGAAGGAGGUCUCGGGUUCGAAUCUUCCUCCCCAGUCGCAGAUGCCAAUAGGAUUGAAAACAUACCCCGGCGCUGAUUUUGGUAGCGGUGAAUUUUUCGUGCAAUUGAAAGUGGGAACGCCGCCGCAGACGUUCACACUGAUUGCAGAUACCGGGAGUGACCUAUUGUGGACGAAAUGCAGAUUCCGGCGGUGCAGGGGAGAUUGCAGCAACCUCUCUCCGAUGCAUAAGAUGCGUAACAAAAUGAGAGGGAGAUUCAGAUACGCGCUUUAUGCGAAUCAGUCGUCUUCUUUCUCCCCAAUUCCUUGUUCCUCCAAGCAGUGCAUCGAUGAUUUCCCUGAUCUCGGCGGCCAACCCGAUUGUCCAACCCCUAACACCCCCUGUUCCUAUACCUACAGGUAUUAA
Cucurbita maxima (winter squash) is the source of this 729-nucleotide messenger RNA. Its product is annotated as aspartic proteinase NANA, chloroplast-like. Gene Ontology annotation, molecular function: aspartic-type endopeptidase activity. The coding region runs from base 1 to 729 and encodes 242 amino acids. Gene Ontology annotation, biological process: proteolysis. The transcript has a single exon. The record is from RefSeq and is a predicted model, not a curated record. Lineage: Eukaryota; Viridiplantae; Streptophyta; Magnoliopsida; Cucurbitales; Cucurbitaceae.